CACUGCUGGGCACUGACUGGCGGCACUGACUGGCACAACCGCUGGGCACUGACUGGCAGCACUGCUAGGCUGCACUGGUGGGUGGCACUGGUGGGCAGCACUGGUGGGUGGGUGGGCACAGGUGAGUGGCACUGGUGGGCACAGGUGGGUGGGCACAGGUGGGUGGCACUGCUGGGCACAGGUAGGUGGCACUUCUGGGCACAGGUAGGUGGCACUGGAGAGGUGGUACUGCUGGGCACAGGUGGAUGCACUGCUGGGCACAGGUGGGUGGAACUUGCGGGUGUCACUGCUGGGCACUGAUCAUCAGGGCACUGAUCAUCAGUGCCCUGAUGAUCGGUGCCGAUCCCCGCUCUGACAACUGCCGGUUCCGGCAGUACUUUCCUCACGAUCUGACAGCGUGAGGAAAGUGCAGCCGAGAACCGGCACUUGCAU
Messenger RNA from Staurois parvus, 432 nucleotides. The record is from the annotation of a GenBank genome assembly. Lineage: Eukaryota; Metazoa; Chordata; Amphibia; Anura; Ranidae.